This is a messenger RNA of Postia placenta MAD-698-R-SB12, 1250 nucleotides long. RefSeq lists its product as hypothetical. The record is from RefSeq and is a predicted model, not a curated record. Gene Ontology annotation, cellular component: proteasome regulatory particle. Gene Ontology annotation, biological process: proteasome-mediated ubiquitin-dependent protein catabolic process. The transcript is spliced from 7 exons. Gene Ontology annotation, molecular function: protein binding. Bases 1 to 1158 code for a protein of 385 amino acids. Lineage: Eukaryota; Fungi; Basidiomycota; Agaricomycetes; Polyporales; Adustoporiaceae.
AUGCCCGACGACGUCGUCCUGCCCAUCCCCAACCUUGAGCUUCCUCAGAACCUCUUCGUCCUCUCCCAGCCUGCCCUCACCCACCUCCAUGACAAUGCCCGCACAAAGCUCCUCGAGGGUAUCAAAGCCGACCAGAUGGCACCGUACUACCGUUCCGUGACCGCCGCAGGUGCCCUACCCCUCGAUGCCGCCCUCCUCGAGUCCAUGGAGCAGGCCAACGUCGCCGAGCUCGCCCGCCUCGAGGAGCGCCUCGAGGAGGCCAAGAAGGUCGAAGGCGAGUCUGACAUCGCAGAUGCCCUCCAGGCACGCGCAAACUACCUCACCCAGAUCGGCGACAAGGAGCGCGCACUGGAAGCGCAGAAGCUUGCGCUGGAGAAGACCGCAGGCUUGGGCUCGCGCAUCGAUAUCGUGCUCACGCUCGUCCGUGUCGGCUUCUUUUUUGGUGAUUUCGACAUCAUCAAAGCGCACCUCGACCAGGCUGAGCAGCUGAUCGAGGAGGGCGGUGAUUGGGACCGGCGGAAUCGGCUUAAGGUGUACAAAGGCCUGCACCUCCUCUCCAUCCGACAAUUCAAGCGCGGCGGUGAACUCCUGCUCGACGCGCUCGCCACGUUCACAGCAACGGAACUGAUCUCAUACAACGACUUCGUGUCAUAUACAAUCAUUGCGAAUGUGCUUACACUGAAAAGAGUCGACCUGAAGAAACGCCUCAUCAGUGCGUCCGAGGUUUCACAAGUUCUCCCAGAGCUGCCCAAUCUCGCCGAACUCAUGAGGAAUCUCUAUGACUCACAUUACGACAAAUUCUUUGUUGCGCUUGCAACCCUCGAACAAACGCACCUCAUCCCAUCCCGUCUCCUCUCGCCACACACCCGCUUCUACGUCCGUGAAAUGCGCAUCCUCGCAUACUCCCAACUCCUCGAGUCCUACCGCAGCCUCACACUAGACAGCCUCGCGCGCUCGUUUGGAGCAAGCGCCGAAUUUGUCGACAGUGAGCUCUCGCGGUUCAUCGCGUCCGGCCGACUACAUUGCAAGAUCGACAAGGUGCACGGCGUUGUCGAGACAAACCGGCCACCGCUGAAGGACGCGCAAUACGAGACGGUUAUCCGGCAGGGCGACAUCCUGCUCAACUCUGUGCAGAGAUUGAGCAAGGUUUUGUACUGAGUUUUGAGGCUGCAGGUGUGGGGCUGUGGCAAAUCAUCUCUUUGCGUCGGACUGUGUAUCGUAGCGUCGUUAUGCUGAGCUCGGAACACCGA